This is a messenger RNA of Melopsittacus undulatus (budgerigar), 887 nucleotides long. It is a transcript of the gene RBM8A, whose product is annotated as RNA binding motif protein 8A. Gene Ontology annotation, molecular function: mRNA binding. The transcript has 6 exons. NCBI's taxonomy places the organism in Eukaryota, Metazoa, Chordata, Aves, Psittaciformes, Psittaculidae. Gene Ontology annotation, biological process: RNA splicing. Gene Ontology annotation, cellular component: cytoplasm; exon-exon junction complex; nucleus. The record is from RefSeq and is a predicted model, not a curated record. Bases 27 to 551 code for a protein of 174 amino acids.
GCGGCGGCGGCGGCGGGAGCGGCAAGAUGGCGGACGUGCUGGACCUACAUGAGGCGGGGGGCGAGGACUUCGCCAUGGAUGAGGAUGGCGACGAGAGCAUCCACAAACUGAAGGAGAAGGCCAAGAAGCGGAAGGGCCGCGGCUUCGGCUCCGAGGAGGGCUCCCGGGCCCGGGUACGUGAGGACUACGACAGCGUGGAGCAGGACGGGGACGAGCCGGGCCCGCAGCGCUCCGUCGAGGGCUGGAUCCUGUUCGUGACCGGGGUGCACGAAGAGGCCACCGAGGAGGACAUCCAUGAUAAGUUCGCGGAGUAUGGGGAGAUCAAGAACAUCCACCUGAACCUGGACCGGCGCACGGGGUACCUGAAGGGAUACACCCUGGUGGAGUACGAGACCUACAAGGAGGCGCAGGCGGCCAUGGAGGGGCUGAACGGGCAGGAGCUGAUGGGGCAGCCCAUUAGUGUGGAUUGGUGCUUCGUGCGGGGGCCCCCCAAGGGCAAGAGGAGGGGCGGCCGCCGCCGGAGCCGGAGCCCGGACAGGAGACGCCGGUGAUGACUCCUCAUUGCCAUGGCAAAUCCAGACUGGGAGCACUGGGAGGGGGUUUGUACCUUGGGAAUGGGAACAGGAGGAGCUGGAGGAGGUUUUCCUGGUUUCCAAGGGGAUGAGGGAAGGGGGAAAGGCCCCAUUGGGGUUCCUGAACCCCUCAUCCCGGUUCCACCUCCAACCACAACGUUUCUAAAGCAUCUUCUUCCCCAAGGUUUCAACCCCGAGGCCUUCAGUACCUGUUGUGGGAGCUGUAACCGGGCCCCAGCCCUGCCUCGGGGCUGGCUCCACAAUAAACUCUUAGUGCUAAAAAGCCACUUUUCCCCCUUAAAAGGACACCUGGGA